UGUGAUCAAGGCACCCCUGAUCCCAGGUUCCAGGGUGUGAAUCUCAGAGAUGUUCUCACUGGAGAUACCCACCACGCCUGCAAUCCAGAAAAAUGCAGCAACAGAGAGAGAAAGAGAGUGCUCUCAUUUGUGUGCCCAGUCCCCCAGUCUCACAAUGGCUGGAGCUGGGCUAGGGCUGAAGCCAGCAACUAGCAACUUAGUCCAGGUCAUCCACAUGGGUGGCAGGAACCCAAUCACUUGAACCAUCAGCAGUGUCUACCAGAGUCCACAUGAGCAAGAACUUGCAGUCAAGAGUGAAGUCCCAGAAACUGCAUUUUCUGCCAGCAACAUCGAGAUGGCAGGACCACCUAGCCCUUCAUCUAUUCCAAGAGAUGACAAACUAAGGAUCAACCGAGACUUCAGCCUCAGACUGUCACAGUCAGAACGGGAGCUGCAAGCUCUUCGACAACAAGUGUAUAACUUGGCCACUCGCUUAGAGAAAUACAGUGGUGGAAAAUACAAAACGUUGCUUCAUCAUACACUGGAAGAGAAAGGCCGGCUUGGAUUGCUGCAAGUUGUAUCACCAGUUCCAGCUGUGUUCAACAUGCCUGGCGUAAUUGCUCCAUACCACCAGAACGUGAGGCUCUGCCCAAAAAUGGAUGUGAAAUACCACUACUGCUUAGCCACCUCAGCGGCUCACGUGUAUGUCGUCAACCCCGGCAUUGGCUACUCAGUCUGCUGGGGCCCCAGCGCCUUCGUAGAGCUGUCCUACCACCGUGCGGAGGUGCUGAAACUGACCAACAGCUAUGACGAGGAGGAGGUAGCAGAGGACUGCACGGCGAAAAGAAAUCAUGAAAACAUCAAAUCCAGGCCUGGCGUGCACGCCCCGUACCAUCAGACCCUGUGGGCCUGCCCCGAACCCGAGUACGGGUACCACUAUUUCUUCGGGGACACCGCGGCGGCCUACGCGGGUGCAUACCCCACUGGCGCGACCUCCCCGGUCGGCUGGGGCCCCGGCAGCUUUGCGGGUCGCCCCUACCGCCGGGCGCAGAUUGUGGAAUUGAGCGAGGAGGAGGAGGAGGAGGCGGCGGAGCAGAAGCAGGAGCCGGCGGCGCCCGCAGCUGAGUCCGAGGCCCCUUGCGGGCCUGGCGUGCACGCCCCGUACCAUCAGACCCUGUGGGCCUGCCCCGAACCCGAGUACGGGUACCACUAUUUCUUCGGGGACACCGCGGCGGCCUACGCGGGUGCAUACCCCACUGGCGCGACCUCCCCGGUCGGCUGGGGCCCCGGCAGCUUUGCGGGUCGCCCCUACCGCCGGGCGCAGAUUGUGGAAUUGAGCGAGGAGGAGGAGGAGGAGGCGGCGGAGCAGGAGCAGGAGCCGGCGGCGCCCGCAGCUGAGUCCGAGGCCCCUUGCGGGCCUGGCGUGCACGCCCCGUACCAUCAGACCCUGUGGGCCUGCCCCGAACCCGAGUACGGGUACCACUAUUUCUUCGGGGACACCGCGGCGGCCUACGCGGGUGCAUACCCCACUGGCGCGACCUCCCCGGUCGGCUGGGGCCCCGGCAGCUUUGCGGGUCGCCCCUACCGCCGGGCGCAGAUUGUGGAAUUGAGCGAGGAGGAGGAGGAGGAGGCGGCGGAGCAGGAGCAGGAGCCGGCGGCGCCCGCAGCUGAGUCCGAGGCCCCUUGCGGGCCUGGCGUGCACGCCCCGUACCAUCAGACCCUGUGGGCCUGCCCCGAACCCGAGUACGGGUACCACUAUUUCUUCGGGGACACCGCGGCGGCCUACGCGGGUGCAUACCCCACUGGCGCGACCUCCCCGGUCGGCUGGGGCCCCGGCAGCUUUGCGGGUCGCCCCUACCGCCGGGCGCAGAUUGUGGAAUUGAGCGAGGAGGAGGAGGAGGAGGCGGCGGAGCAGGAGCAGGAGCCGGCGGCGCCCGCAGCUGAGUCCGAGGCCCCUUGCGGGCCUGGCGUGCACGCCCCGUACCAUCAGACCCUGUGGGCCUGCCCCGAACCCGAGUACGGGUACCACUAUUUCUUCGGGGACACCGCGGCGGCCUACGCGGGUGCAUACCCCACUGGCGCGACCUCCCCGGUCGGCUGGGGCCCCGGCAGCUUUGCGGGUCGCCCCUACCGCCGGGCGCAGAUUGUGGAAUUGAGCGAGGAGGAGGAGGAGGAGGCGGCGGAGCAGGAGCAGGAGCCGGCGGCGCCCGCAGCUGAGUCCAAGGCCCCUUGCGGGCCUGGCGUGCACGCCCCGUACCAUCAGACCCUGUGGGCCUGCCCCGAACCCGAGUACGGGUACCACUAUUUCUUCGGGGACACCGCGGCGGCCUACGCGGGUGCAUACCCCACUGGCGCGACCUCCCCGGUCGGCUGGGGCCCCGGCAGCUUUGCGGGUCGCCCCUACCGCCGGGCGCAGAUUGUGGAAUUGAGCGAGGAGGAGGAGGAGGAGGCGGCGGAGCAGGAGCAGGAGCCGGCGGCGCCCGCAGCUGAGUCCGAGGCCCCUUGCGGGCCUGGCGUGCACGCCCCGUACCAUCAGACCCUGUGGGCCUGCCCCGAACCCGAGUACGGGUACCACUAUUUCUUCGGGGACACCGCGGCGGCCUACGCGGGUGCAUACCCCACUGGCGCGACCUCCCCGGUCGGCUGGGGCCCCGGCAGCUUUGCGGGUCGCCCCUACCGCCGGGCGCAGAUUGUGGAAUUGAGCGAGGAGGAGGAGGAGGAGGCGGCGGAGCAGGAGCAGGAGCCGGCGGCGCCCGCAGCUGAGUCCGAGGCCCCUUGCGGGCCUGGCGUGCACGCCCCGUACCAUCAGACCCUGUGGGCCUGCCCCGAACCCGAGUACGGGUACCACUAUUUCUUCGGGGACACCGCGGCGGCCUACGCGGGUGCAUACCCCACUGGCGCGACCUCCCCGGUCGGCUGGGGCCCCGGCAGCUUUGCGGGUCGCCCCUACCGCCGGGCGCAGAUUGUGGAAUUGAGCGAGGAGGAGGAGGAGGAGGCGGCGGAGCAGGAGCAGGAGCCGGCGGCGCCCGCAGCUGAGUCCGAGGCCCCUUGCGGUGAGCGAGGAGGAGGAGGAGGAGGCGGCGGAGCAGGAGCAGGAGCCGGCGGCGCCCGCAGCUGAGUCCGAGGCCCCUUGCGGGCCUGGCGUGCACGCCCCGUACCAUCAGACCCUGUGGGCCUGCCCCGAACCCGAGUACGGGUACCACUAUUUCUUCGGGGACACCGCGGCG
This is a messenger RNA of Lepus europaeus (European hare), 3206 nucleotides long. Its product is annotated as fibroin heavy chain-like. Bases 335 to 3097 code for a protein of 920 amino acids. The transcript is spliced from 24 exons. The record is from RefSeq and is a predicted model, not a curated record. NCBI's taxonomy places the organism in Eukaryota, Metazoa, Chordata, Mammalia, Lagomorpha, Leporidae.